This is a messenger RNA of Tetrahymena thermophila SB210, 4278 nucleotides long. Its product is annotated as cation channel family protein. Lineage: Eukaryota; Ciliophora; Oligohymenophorea; Hymenostomatida; Tetrahymenidae. The transcript has 6 exons. Gene Ontology annotation, cellular component: membrane. The record is from RefSeq and is a predicted model, not a curated record. Gene Ontology annotation, molecular function: voltage-gated potassium channel activity. Gene Ontology annotation, biological process: potassium ion transmembrane transport; regulation of membrane potential.
AUGCAAAAUUAUGCUGACUUUGAAUUUCCAUCAAAGUAAAAAGAAUAAAUAUUAGACAAUAAAAUGGAUGAUAUCAGUAAAUUAGAUGAAAGCUAUAAUAAAUACAUGACUAGAUCAUUUUCUAGUUAUAGCAUGAAUGGAUAAGGAGCUGAUAAUAGAAGAGGAAUGUUUUAAAAUUUUUAACUAGAAAAAUUUUAAAAAGAUCAAAGCGAUAUAUCAGCUAAUUUUGAUUAAGAAAGGUUCGAAGACAUAAAUGAUGAUACUAAUACAUUUAAGAAUAAAAAGCCUUCAGUCUUUUAAAGAAAUUUAUAAAAUUUAGAUAUUAAAGCUACUUCAUCUAAAAAGUUUGUGGAUAGUUUAAUUUUGCCUGCAAAUAGCCAAAGAGCUAGUGAAGAGGAGAUUUAUAUGAAAAAAAAUAUGAAUUUUCCUUUCAAAUAUGCAUCAUUUGAUCAAAAGUAGGGUUAAAUCUAUGAUAUCAAUUAAUCUACUAUUGAAAAAGAAAAAGAAGGAAGCUAAAAAUACUCACCAACGAAUGGUUUAAAUAACAACAACAACAAUAAUAAUAACAACUCAUCUAGCUCGAAUUAUCUAGAUACCCCUCCUAUGAUUAAAUCAUCUGCUAAAGCAAGGAGAUCAACUCAAAUAGCUUUAAAGAUGAAGGUAUUUUAAGGUAUUCUAACCAAAUCUAAUUAAUUUGAUUAGUAGUAUGUUUAAUCACCUUUAAAUUAGGCGUAAAAUAGAAAAAUUAAAAAAGUUUUAUAGAGUUAAAUAGUAGGAAAUUCUCCUAGUUUUCAUAAUUGUAAUGUAUUUAGCUACAAUUAAGAAGCUCUAUAAUAGCAAGGUGUGGAAGAAAAAACUUUUAACUAAGAAGAUGAAAGUCAUGUAGAUUAAAAUAAAAAGCAGCAUUUGAUAAUACUCACUUAUAUGAAACGAUUUAUAAAUUAACUUUUAAAGAGACUAUCUUACAAUAAAAUUGAAUUACUUUCAGAAUAACAAUUUUAGAUGAUAGGAGACUAAUCUUUUCCCCCACAAUGUUAUAAGAACAUUUAAAAUGUAUUUAAUGAUAAAAAUUCCUAUUAAAUGAGUCUAUUGUCAAAAAGGAGAUACCACUUUGAACAAAUAAAUUAUUAAAAGAAGUAAGGAUUAAAAUAAUUUUUGGAUUCUUUUUAUAUACAUAGGAUAGGUAAUUCAUAGAUUUUUUCAUUUUUGUAAAAAAUACCUGUUACUGACCCCAGUAGUUAAUUUAUAAUUAUAUGGGAAGCUUUACUUCUGAUAAUCAUUUUAUUUUAUUUGAUAUUUACCCCUCUAAAGACUAGCUUUGAAUUUAGCAUUGAUGAAAAUUCUUAUCUAAGCUUGUUUGCUUAUAAGAUACCUCCUUUUAUAUUUUUACUCGAUAUAUUUAUGGGUUUUCAAACAGGUUACUACGAGCUAGGUAGAAUAGUUUAAAAAAGGAAAUUAAUUGCUUUAAGAUAUUGCAAAAAUAAAUUCACUACUGAUUUCUUAGGUACUUUAAUGAUGUUCCUAAAUGGUUUUGUAGAAAAUUCAAACUUUCUUGAAAUUUUAAUCUUAAUCUUUAGAAUUACAUAAAUGAAGAAUAAAUUGUCGAUGAUAAAUGAUUUUUUUAGGAUUUAAAAUAAAUAUCCUGCAGGAUAUGAAAUGCUUAAAAUUGCUGCCUUCAUUUUGUUUAUGUCUCACAUGUGGGGAUGCCUUUUUCAUCUUGUUGGGUAAACAGAAGAUGGAAACUCUUAUCAAAACACUACUGGAGGUGGAAAAUAAUAUCAAGAUAAAAAUUGGUUGUAAGAUUAAGGGCUUUAAGAUGCUGAUUGGUAUACUAAAUAUAUAUUUUCUGUUUAUUUCUCUAUAAUAACAAUGGUUACAGUAGGUUUUGGUGAUAUACAUCCUGUAAACAUUUAUGAAAAAAUGUUUGUAAUUGGAAUGACAAUUAUAUCUUGUGGUAUCUUUGCAUAUUGUGUUAACUCAAUAAGCUCAAUUUUCUCUUAGCUAUCUCAAAAAAAUAUAAUAUUUAAAUAAAAGCAAUAUGAUCUUCUCAAUUAUAUGAACCAAAAAAAUAUUAAAAUGGAAACCCAAACCAAGAUUAUGAAAUAUUUAGAGUAUUUGGAAUAAGAGUCUGACCAAUGCAUACCAAAAGGAGAAGCUGUUCUAUCAUAAUUUCCAUUAGAGCUUAAAGAAUAAAUUAUGAAAGAAUACUUCGUUAAAAUACUCUAAGAUGUACCAAUAAUAAAUGAAAAUUUUAGUUUAGCUUUUUUGAGUGCAAUCAGUCUAAAAAUGAAAGAAAAAAUUUUAGGUCCUGGAGAAAAGCUGCUUGUGAAAGACACGAGACAAUAGACUCUGUAUUUUAUAACAAAGGGAAGUAUUGAAUAUUCUAUAGAUGACGGAGAUCAUUAAAAGGCUUUAUGCUAAAUUUAAAGUGUCAAAAGUGUUAUCGAUUUUAGAUAAUUUAUUACUGGAUUAAAGCCAUAAGUGUCUAUCUAAAGUACAACUAUGACAAAUGUAGCCUACAUAAGCUACAACGAUUUUAUUGAGGAGAUAAAAAAAUUUUAUAAAGAUUAUGAAAAAUUUUGCUAUUUAAGGGAUUAAUUUUUAAAUGAUGGUAGAUUUGAAAAGCUCUGCCCUUCGUGUAAUCAUUUUGGUCACGAGAUCAACAAUUGCCCAUAAAUUCACUUCAGUGUAAAUAGACCAAUUUUCAGCUAGAAAGUAUUUUACUCAAUACCUUAAAAUCGCUAAUAAAAUCCAAGAUAAAGAUUUAUCGAUAAGAGAAUAUCUUGGAGGAAUAUAUAUCAUGAAGCGAGAAAUGACUUAAAAUAUUUGAGAUGGGCUUAUGUAAUUGAAUAUCAUAAUUUGUAUAAUUAAGUGAAUAUCGAUGAAUAAAUUAAGAUAAUUGAAAGUGACAAAACAUUCUUUAAAAGAUGUCCCAAAAUUAAACCUGAUAUUAUCUAGUAUAUGAAGAACUCUGCUACCACAUAAAAUGGCUUGGAUGUUAUUAUUGAGGAAAAUGAGGGUAGUGAUAAUACCUAAUCUAACAGUGAAGAAUCUGAUUUCUAAACAGAUUAUUCAGAAACUUAGGUAAACUAAAAGAAUAUGAAAACUCUUUAAGAUGAAGAUGUAUAAGAUAGUUAAUAUGCAGAUUAAGGAGGUGGAUUAGCGAUGUAAGUGCAAAACAUAAGUAUUCAUUCUGAAAAAUACAAUGGAGAUAAUCCCAGUCUUUCAAAUAUUAUCCCAGAUGGUGAUAUCAAUAAAAUGGUCAAUGAUUCUAUAAAUCAAGGAUCAGUUAAAAAUAAAUCAGAAGCUAGUAUAAAAAGGUAAGAAUCCCUUAAAUCAAAUAAAAGAAAACAUACUUUAACUGGUGUGGUUUAAUAAUAAAUUUCAAGAACAUAAAAUAGAAAACUUACUAAUGAACUCUAGGAUUUCGAAAAAAUGAGAAGCCAGACUAGGCACUUAACUAAUAGAUCAAUAGCCUAAAUGAUAAAUAGCAGUCAAGCAAUUAUAAAUGAAAAAUCAUCUAUGCAAUAAUCUUAUAUUUCUUAUUAAUAAGAGUACUAAAACUCAAGUAGUAUGAGUAAUUCUUUACCUGGAAAAAUAAUUCCAAAUAUCAAUUAAUCAUAAAAAGUAAAUAAUAACUAAUAAGAAAGUCUAAGAUAACUUGAUUAAUUAGUAGAAAAAUUCAAGAGAUAAUGCAUGAAAAUGAUGACUAAUAAUCUAAAAGUUGACUAUUUAACUCAUGUAUCUCAAUAAAAUAGUAAAGAUGAGAAUUAAUCAAAAAUUCUGACAUUAAGUAGAUAGAGUAAAGCUACUAAUAGAGUGAACACUUAUAAUUCCAUUUCAAAUACCUAACAAUGCAAAAGUAUCUAAACAAUCAAAAGUUUACAGGAAAAUUUAAAAAAAACAAAAAUUGAUGCAAAAGAUGUAUAAACAAUUCAUAAUAAAAACUUGUAAAGAUAUGGCACUUCUCAUAACUCUCUUCUGCAUAUAUUUGGUCCUUUGUAGUUUAAAUUUGAUAAAAUUAAAGAAUAUUAAAUUUAUUAUCCCAAAGGAAACGCAUCAAAUAUAAUUAAGGUGUACAAAAAAAUCUAGAGUUAAAACAAGACAUAAACAAAAUUACCUAUUCUUAGGCAUAGAUAUUCAGGAUAGUCAGAUUAAUUUAUUUAGCAUAAUCAUUAAGAAAAAUUCAAUUAAUUUUCAAAAAAAGCUGCUUCUAAAGCGAGUAAAAUGUCUUAUAUAUCUUAAGUGGAUGGAUAUAAAAAUAUGUUUAACUUUUGA